AUGACUUUAAAUACCGCAAUGGCGCUUAUACUACUCUCCUACUCGGGGAGAACUCAAGAGACCACAACUUUACCUUACAAAGUGAACAUCAGCUUUACCAUUGAAGUGGUGACCAGCAUGCAUUCAAUGUACCAAUUCGAAAAUUUUGUAUUUUACAUAUCACAACAUUUGAUGAAUAGUAAUCUAGCCGGAGAUUUCUUGCUACGAUUUUGGAAUGAUUUUUCCAUGGUGCCAUCAGUUAUCAUGUUAAAUAAUAUCAAAAAAAUGAAGGGUUUUCUGGACACAGCCUCCCUAUGUUUGGUGCUAACUACAAAUCGUGAAGACCCCAUUAUGCAGGUGGCCGCCUCCAGUUUGGAAGGUGUGCGGCGAUUUAAAACUCUAUUCCUUUACUUUCCUUUGAGCAAACAAACGCCGAGUUUUCAUCAAGAGAUAGACCAUAUAUACGAAUGGAUAUGGCAGAACCAAUUUAUCAAUUCAGCACUUUUAACUGUUGACAAUAAUGUCUUUAUACAGGAACCCUACCCAAGACCCCUAGUGGUGAAUAUAACCGAAAAUUGGAGUGUCGAAAGUUUCUUUGUCAAUUAUCGGGUAAAUUUCAAAGGCUAUAUUAUAGAGACCCCCAUGCAAAGAGAUAUUCCCAGGGUGUUCUAUAUGACAAAAGCGCCACCAGGCGUUAAGGAUAACAAAAGGAUAAGUGGGUUCUCGGGGAAAUUUUUUAUAGCCUUUGUGGAACAUAUCAAUGCUACCUACCUGCAAGCGGACCGUAUAGAUGAACCUGCAAAGCUGGAUGAAAUCCUUGAUAUGGUGAAAGAGAGGAAACUGGAAAUAAGCAUGCAUUCCUACACGGACAUGCUGAAUCCCUCAACCGACAACAGCUACCCCAUUGGCAUCAAUGAUUGGUGUAUUAUGGUGCCCUCCCGCAACCGUACUCCUGAGCAUGAGUAUCUACACAAGAGUUUCCAGACCUACAGCUGGUUGUUGAUAUGCUUCUCCGUUGUCUACAUUGCCUUGGGUAUCUGGCUAUGUUCGCCCGUCGAUCAACGUGAUCUGGGUUUGUCGUUUCUCCAGGCAGUGUGUUCCACUUUAUUGAUAAUGCCCUUGAAGCUGCUUUAUAUACCCACAGCCCACAUGCGUUUUCUAUUUCUAUUACUUUUCGUCUUGGGUUUUCUGGAGACAAAUUUGUAUAUAUCCAAAAUGGCCAGCCAUUUGACGGCCACACCAGAGGGGCCCCAAAUCAAUACCAUACAGGAUAUAAUCGAUGAACAGUUGCCCAUCAUGGUCAUGACAUAUGAAUAUGCAGUACUUGUUUUGAAAAAUUUUCCCCAGGAAUUUUUGGACCUAGUGGUAACUGUGAAUCAAACCCGGAUGAACCAGCAUCGUGCAGUCUUUAAUACUUCCUAUGGCUAUAGCACUCAAUCCGACCGCUGGAAUUUUGCCAAUUUGCAGCAGAGGUACUUGAAGAACCCCAUUUUUCGACUGUCCAAAAUAUGUCUUGGUCCCUAUUACAUGGUAUAUCCUUUGGUUAGAGAUUCACAUUUGGCGCAACCCUUAAACGACUUUGUCUGGGACACCUUUGAAACGGGCCAUACCAUGCUGUGGCAAAUGGAAGCCUUUGCAGAUGCCUUGUAUUUGGGCUAUGUGCAUAUGAUACCCAACCAGGACCACUUUGAACCCUUGACACUGAACUUUUAUCGUUCACUUUGGAUGCUAUGGGGAUGCGGCCUGCUUUUGAGUUGUCUGGCAUUUAGUGCGGAAAUGCAAAGUGGAAGGAAUUGGAGAAAAUGGGGAAAUAGCUGUUGCAAGUGUUUUGAGAGUGUGUGCGAUAAAAUUAUGGAAAUGUGA
Messenger RNA from Stomoxys calcitrans (stable fly), 1842 nucleotides. RefSeq lists its product as uncharacterized. The transcript has a single exon. Bases 1 to 1842 code for a protein of 613 amino acids. NCBI's taxonomy places the organism in Eukaryota, Metazoa, Arthropoda, Insecta, Diptera, Muscidae. The record is from RefSeq and is a predicted model, not a curated record.